Molecule: messenger RNA, 3928 nt
Organism: Punica granatum (pomegranate)
Lineage: Eukaryota; Viridiplantae; Streptophyta; Magnoliopsida; Myrtales; Lythraceae
Source: RefSeq, a predicted model, not a curated record
UUGAGUGCAUUCUGUUUCAUUAUAGUUUCCUUACUCUGCACGUGAAAAUGGUGCAGCCAGAGCCACAGGAAGCUGCUGCUGUGCAAGUGGAGGAGGAGGAGGAGGUGGUCAAGAAGAAAGGUGGAGAGGCCAACGUGGUGUCGUUCUGGAAGUUGUUGAGCUAUGCGGAUGCAUUGGACUGGGUCCUUAUGGGGCUGGGAACCCUGGGCGCCAUGGUGCAUGGGUUGGCACUGCCCAUGGGAUACUUCCUGCUCGGGAAGGCUCUUGAUGCAUUUGGGAAUAACAUACAUGACACUAAAGGCAUGGUUAAGGCACUCGAGGAGGUGGUUCCAUAUGUGUGGUAUAUGGCCAUUGCUACAUUUCCUGCCGGAAUUCUAGAGAUUGGUUGUUGGAUGUAUGCAAGUGAAAGGCAAUUAGCGUGCAUGAGGCUAGGCUUCCUCGAAGCAGUACUCAGUCAGGAGAUCGCCGCAUUCGAUACCGAACUGACAUCUGGGAAAAUCAUCACCGGAAUCACCACCAACAUGAGCAUCAUACAAGAUGCCAUCGGAGAAAAGCUAGGACACUUCCUAUCGUGCUUUGCAGCUUUCUUUUCGGGCGUGCUGAUUGCCUUCAUAUGCUGCUGGGAAGUGUCACUCCUCAACCUAUUUGUGGUUCCACUGAUCCUUCUUAUCGGGGCCACCUAUACCAAGAAACUCAACCUCAUUGCAGCAGCAAAGAUGCUUUACCUCUCCGAGGCAACUUCGCUUGUCGAACAAACAAUAUCACAGAUCAAGACGGUGUUCUCGUUUGUCGGAGAGGAUAGUGCAAUCAAGUCCUUCUCGGAUUGUAUGGACAAGCAGUCGGUGAUAGGCAGAGGAGAGGCACUGAUAAAGGGGAUCGGGACGGGAAUGUUUCAGACAGUAACAAACUGUUCGUGGGCACUGGUCAUAUGGGUUGGAGCUAUUGUUGUUACUGCCAAGAGAGCAAGCGGAGGGGACAUUUUAGCAGCUAUCAUGAGCAUCCUUUUCGGUGCCAUCUCGAUUACUUAUGCUGCACCGGACAUGCAAAUAUUCGAACAAGCAAAGGCUGCGGGCACUGAAGUGUUCGAGCUGAUCCAGAGAAAACCAGUCAUUACUUAUGGAGAAAAGACGCUAGAACAGGUCGAGGGCAAUAUUGACAUUCAGGAUGUUUACUUCUCGUACCCAUCCCGAGAGGACAAGUUGAUUCUUCAGGGGCUUUCUCUGUCGAUUCCAGCUGGGAAAACCGUAGCACUAGUUGGUAGCAGUGGCUGUGGCAAAAGUACCGUGAUUUCCCUUGUCGCAAGGUUCUACGACCCUUCAAAAGGGGCAAUUCUUAUUGAUAACCACAACAUCAAGGACCUCGAUCUGAGAUUCCUUAGGAGAAACAUCGGGGCGGUUUCUCAGGAGCCAUCACUGUUUUCCGGAACAAUCAAGGAUAACCUCAGAGUUGGGAAAAUGGACGCAAGCGAUGAGGAGAUAGAGAAGGCUGCAAUAAUGGCAAACGCCCACAGUUUCGUAUCUGGUCUUCCGGAUAAGUAUUUAACAGAUGUGGGACAGAGGGGAUUCCAGUUGUCGGGAGGACAGAAGCAGCGGAUUGCAAUCGCAAGAGCAAUCCUCAAGGACCCUCCCAUCCUCUUGCUUGACGAAGCAACCAGUGCUCUCGAUUCGGAGUCAGAAAAACUGGUCCAGGAAGCGCUCGAGAAAGCUAUGCAGGGAAGAACAGUGAUCCUGAUUGCACAUCGAAUGUCAACGAUCGUCAAUGCUGAUAUGAUCGCGAUCUUCGAGGACGGGAAGGUCAGGGAGACGGGAACUCACCAGAGCUUGCUCGAUACGAGUGACUAUUACAAUAAACUGUUCAACAUGCAGAACAUUGCUCCUGCUCAAACCUCAAGGGAUGCUGAAGCUGUCAAUGUCAUUACCUCGGACACUCCGGGGCCAAGUAUCAACACCGGGAUUUCAUUUUCAUUGGACAGUGACGCUGAGAGUAAGGAAACCCUGGGACCCCAGACAAGCCAGCAAGAAGAGAAACUAGAGAGCUCACAAGCAACCCUAUUCUUCAGGGUUUGGUACGGACUAAGGAAGCGGGAGUUCUUCAAGAUUGCGCUUGGCUCCAUUGCUGCGGGGUUCUCAGGAAUCUCUAAGCCCUUGUUCGGGUUCUUCAUCAUAACAAUUGGAGCGGCAUAUUACGACCCUGAUGCUAAGCGGCAAGUCGGGUGGUACUCGAUCAUAUUCUCGGCUGUCGGGUUGCUCUCACUGGUCACUCAUAUAUUGCAGCAUUACUAUUUCGGACGAGUUGGGGAGACGGCCAUGAUGAACUUCCGGAAAGCUCUAUUUUCAGGAAUUCUACGAAACGAGCUUUGCUGGUUCGAGAAGCCCGAGAACAGCAUUGGGGCGGUCACUUCCCGCAUCAUCAGCGACACCUCCAUGGUGAAGGUCAUAAUCUCCGACAGAAUGUCCGUGAUCGUCCAGUGCAUCUCCUCGAUACUGAUAGCUACUGUGGUUAGCAUGAUUGUGGACUGGAGAAUGGCCCUCGUGGCCUGGGCUGUGAUGCCGUGCCACUUCAUCGGGGGCCUGAUUCAGGCCAAGUCCGCCAAGGGAUUCGCCAGUGACUACUCUACAGCCCACAGGGAGCUAGUCUCCCUCGCUUCCGAGUCUGCAACUAAUAUCCGAACAGUAGCUUCCUUCUGCUAUGAAGACCGCAUACUCAAUAAAGCCAAGGAAUCUCUCAUAGUCCCGAUGAGGAAGAGCCGUCGGGCGAGCAUUAAGUAUGGAAUCAUCCAAGGAUUCUCCCUACUCCUUUGGAACAUUGCUCAUGCCGUCGCCCUGUGGUACACGACCAUUUUAGUCGAACGGGGACAGGCCUCGUUCAAGAACGGCAUUAGAGCAUACCAGAUCUUCUCUCUCACGGUGCCCUCGAUCACCGAGCUGUACACUUUAAUCCCGACUGUGAUCUCAGCCAUCAGCGUGCUAACUCCAGCAUUUAUGACCCUUGAUCGGAAAACUGAGAUCGAGCCUGAUGUGCCAAAGAAUUUCAAGGCCGAGAAGAAUAUUAAGGGGACAGUGGAAUUCAAAAGUGUUAAGUUCAACUACCCCUCACGACCCGAAGCGACAGUCCUCAACGGUUUCAGUCUCAAGAUUGAGGCCGGUAAAAAGGUUGCACUAGUAGGACCGAGCGGGGCCGGUAAAUCCUCCGUCCUGGCCCUUAUCUUAAGGUUCUAUGAUCCUAUGGAAGGGAAAGUGCUGAUUGAUGGAAAGGACGUGAAAGACUACAACCUCAGAUGGCUAAGGACUCAAAUCGGGUUCGUGCAGCAGGAGCCGCUUCUCUUCAGCUCCUCCAUCAGGGACAACAUAUGCUACGGGAACGAAUCGGCCUCGGAGACUGAAAUCGCCGAGGCCUCAAGGGAAGCCAACAUACACGAGUUCAUUAGCAACCUGCCCAAUGGGUACGACACAGUUGUCGGGGAGAAAGGAUGCCAACUGUCCGGCGGACAGAAGCAACGAAUAGCCAUCGCACGGACUCUGCUGAAGAGGCCUGCAAUCUUUUUACUGGAUGAGGCCACGAGUGCACUCGAUGCCGAGUCAGAGAGGAGCGUGGUGAGCGCAUUGGAGUCGAUAAAUUUGAAUAGGACCAAUGGCGGGUUUCUUUGCAUGACGACUCAGAUCACUGUGGCCCAUCGGCUCUCUACUAUUGUGAAGUCGGAUAAAAUCAUUGUCAUGGACCGAGGAGCGAUUGCAGAGACAGGAACGCACUUACACCUGAUCUCAAAUUCGGACGGGAUAUAUUCGAGGCUGUACCGGCUCCAGAGCAUGAAGGGAGAGUAAUUACAUCCCAUGUCCUCUAUACGUACACGUCAAGACUCUGUAUAUUAAACGAGUCCGAUACAAGACGAAUAACAAAUCAAGAUCGCAAUCCUCCUAAAAGAAUGUCU